Molecule: messenger RNA, 1495 nt
Organism: Sodiomyces alkalinus F11
Lineage: Eukaryota; Fungi; Ascomycota; Sordariomycetes; Glomerellales; Plectosphaerellaceae
Product: Ssu72-like protein
Exons: 3
Coding region: 283-1086 (267 amino acids)
Biological process (GO): termination of RNA polymerase II transcription
Cellular component (GO): mRNA cleavage and polyadenylation specificity factor complex; nucleus
Molecular function (GO): RNA polymerase II CTD heptapeptide repeat phosphatase activity
Source: RefSeq, a predicted model, not a curated record
AGACCUCAGUCAUGACCGAAUUUUCGCAUGGCACACACAUCCAGUGUCUUGGAACAUAAAGCUUCCCAACUCUGAGUUGCAAUUGAGCCUUGCCUAAGGUAGAUAACAACUUUCCGCUUCUGGUCGUCGAUACAGCCGCGUUUCUUUAAGGGCGACACGGGAACGAUUGCGUUCGUCACCAUCUUCAACCUCACUGAAGCCAAAGUCUACAAUCUUACUUUGCAUCGCCACUCAUCCAAAGGAAUUCCUCUGGAUCUUGCAGCCGUCGUAUAGUCCUCUAUCAUGGAUACCACCAACGGCGCUGCCGCCCAGGUGGCCGCGUCCGCUGGUAACGAUGGCAAUCCCAACGCCAACGGGUCUCCCCCACCUUCCGACUCUGAUGGCUUCAAGUUGAAAUUUUCUACCGUUUGUGCAAGCAACCAAAAUAGGUCGAUGGUUGCCCAUCUUCGACUUUCGCAAGCGAACUAUCCCGUUAUCUCCUUCGGUACAGGCUCCCUUGUGAGGCUUCCCGGACCAUCCAUCACGCAACCUAACGUGUACCACUUCAAUAAAACAUCCUAUGAUAGUAUAUACAAAGAACUAGAAUCAAAAGAUACCCGUCUGUAUAGGGCAAACGGUGUUCUUAACAUGGUAGACCGAAACCGUCAUGUCAAAUGGGGACCCGAGCGAUGGCAGGAUUGGCAAAUUGGCAUGCCACGGCUAGAUAAAACCCAAGAUCGUGGCAGUGCGGGCACAGAAGGUGGGGUGGUCGAUGUGGUAAUUACAUGCGAGGAACGGUGCUGGGACGCGGUGAUCGACGACCUCAUGGCCCGAGGAGCGCCGCUUAACCGUCCUGUUCACGUCAUCAACGUCGACAUUAAAGAUAACCACGAGGAGGCCAGCGUUGGAGGGCGGGCCAUCCUGGACCUCGCGAACGACCUCAACGCUGCGGCCGUGGAAGAGAGGAAGACGGUGGGAGCGAAUGCCUUUGAUACUGGGAACGCAUCUGCCCGGGCCAGCUUCGACGAACGGGUUCCCGAUAUACUGGCAGCUUGGCAGGAGCGCUGGCCACACCUCCCUGCUCUCUGGACAUUGGCUUGGUUCUAAACGGCUUCUUGGGUAGGGGUUUGGUGCUGCCGCAUCUCGGGUUGCUUGGUAAUUUCUUUGAGCGUGGCGUUCCGGCUGAGGGAAGAAUUCUGGCCUCGACAGAAAGGGAAUUGACGAUUUUUGGUUUAACAAGAUGUUCUGGGGCAGUAUCGAUACGAACAGAUACAACAAGGCCAGGGGAUACCGGACAAACUGGCGCGUGGGCCUGCAGAAGAUGCCACAACAGCGGUAUAAACACAUCGGUUUUACUGGAUUACAUAAUACUGGACGCAUGCCAUUCCUCCAAUGUCCAUCGUUCACUGGAAUAUGAUAGUGAAAACCGUUCUCAACGCGUCAAGCCCGGUCGUCUGGAAUCUUGCCUUUGCCUCUUCAACAGCUUGGAUAGCUUCGUCCUUCUGCUCCAUACUCU